Messenger RNA from Closterium sp. NIES-67, 2135 nucleotides. Lineage: Eukaryota; Viridiplantae; Streptophyta; Zygnematophyceae; Desmidiales; Closteriaceae. The record is from the annotation of a GenBank genome assembly.
AGCCUGGCAAGAUAAAUCCAAGUGUCGCACCCACUAGUAAUCGUCACGCCGUGCAACCUCGCCCAACGGACCCCUCGGGCUGUGCUAAAGGCAGUCCCAUGACCAUGGCAGCCUAUUCAGCUUCGAGAUUCGGUUUGAUAUGGCGGAUAUUCUACUGUGAGAGUCGACGACUCGACUUGUUCGACAAGGUUCCUCUUGCAAGCGGCUCGGCUCUGCCAGAGCAACCUGCAACUUGCAAGCGCCCGCUAGGCCGCCUCGCCGGCAAGAGGGCUAUGCCUGCCAGAGCAAGAAACAGGCCCCUGCCCGACGGCGAUCUAUCCCACCGUAACUCGUGAGGGUUUCGGGUGGUAGGUAUUCCGCACCGUAACUCUGUCACCGCUUGCGUCAGCAAUUGACGUAUUUUCCUCAUAGCUAUGCCUUCCUCGAAUAUAUCACGGCGGCGAUCUCAUAGCGCCCGGGCGGGCUGCAAUUUGCGCGCACCUCCGAGAUUCUAGGCGUCUGUCUAGGCCUACGAGCGUCACCCGCUUCGAGAGUUCUGAGGCGUCUGCUUAUGAGACGUCUCGAAAGUCACACCACGCGCUUGAGGUCUACCUAGGUAGGUGUAUGUCAGGGAAUUUCUGAAGCCAGCGCGCAUAAAAAGUCGCGGAAGCCUUUUCUGUCGACGCAUCUUCUCUCCUCUGCUCUCUUGCUCGCUCGAUACCACUUUCUCGGCUCUCAAAUCUCGUCUCUUGCUCUGCUUUCUUGCUCGCACUGAAUUUCAAAGGCGUUGAUCCUCGCCGCCCAAAUUUUCAAUUUCACCAUGACAGCGCGCCCUAUUUGCGUCUCCUUCCUCCUCCUCGUCCCCCUCCUCCUCGCGUUCCUUCGCGUUUCCACUGCUCAACCCGUGCCCUCAAAUCCCAUCGGCAGCAGCAGCAGCAGCAGCAGCAGCAGCAUCGGCACCAGCAGCACUGCUGCCUAUCCUGCGGUUUCUGUUGCUGUGGUUGGUAUGCGGCGAGGCGUGGGAGGGAUGGUGCGGGGAGGGGGGAUGCCCUUGCCUUCCGCUGUCACCACUCUUGGCGACCCCGCCGCAGUCACGAUUCCUGGCCCCGCCACCACGGUUUCCGCCACAAGCGGCAGCAGCGGAGCCGGCGGGCCAGGGGAAGCAGAGUUUCAGCCGCUGCCGAUUCGACCACCACCGAUGACGUCCUCCGCUCCCGCCGGACCCGCAAAUGCUGCUGGUGCUUCCGCUGGAAGUGGCCCCGCGAAUUCCGCUGGUACUGGUGCUGCAGCAGCAGCUGGUGCAAUGGUGGGAGGCAUGGGAGGCAUGGCGGCCGGAGCGGCGACAGGUGGGGUGAUGGCGGCAACGAAAGGUGCAGUUGCAACCAAAGGCGGCAAGGGGAAGGGGUGGAAGGUAGGGGAGGCGGCAGCUGUCACGGCUGCAGCUGCUGCUGUCGGAGGGGGGAUGGGGGCGCUAGGCAGAGCGCUAGGGGGAGGCUUGGCGGGAGGUUUGGGGGGGCUUCCGCUCCUCCCCGUCCCUCUCCCUGCUCUUCCUUCACUUCCAUCUGUGACCAUCCCCACUCUCCCAACUGCUGCGCUUCCUCCCCUUCCCUCUGCUGCUCUUCCCCCCCUCCCUUCUUCUGCUCUUCCCCCCACCCCUUCUGCUGCCCUCCCCCCCAUCCAGCCUGGUGCGGCCCCUCCCUCCUCCAUCCCGCUCCCUCUCCCUUCCCUCGCUGCCACCACCACCUCUACCCCCAUGUCUCUCCCUUCCCCCGCUGCAAACACCACCUCAGCCCCCAUGUCUCCCCCUUCCCCCGCUGCCAACGCCACCUUGACCCCACCGUCUUUCCCCUCCGCCGCUGCCAACACCACCUCUGCCCCCAUGUCUCUCCCUUCCCCCGCUGCCAACACCACCUCUACCCCCAUGUCUCUCCCUUUCCCCGCUGCGAACACCACCUCUACCCCACCUCCCCCCGCCCCCUCUGCCAACACCACCACUACCCCGCCUCUCCCCUCCACUGGCACAUCACCUUGAAGAAUCUCAGUUGCUAGCUAUACAAUACUCCGUUCACUUGCGGGUUGGAUGUACAAGUGUAUCACACUUCAGAUUAUAUUAGCACUGUUGUUGUCUAUACUUAUGUAAAUUUCUAGCUUGUUAU